UCUCCUUUUUUCCCCCUCUUCUUCUUUCCUUUUUUCCCUUCUUAAUUUGCAGUUCGUCGUUGUGUGGUUUUUGUGGUUGUUCCGCUGUUACGAAAAUAACUUGACCGAAUUAUUAGCUGAAUCUUUAGUUAAACAAAAGAAAGAGCAAAAACAUUGGGACAUCGAUGAAGUCGUGUGUCGUGUGCUAAGUGUGAACGGAAAGGUUUCUCUCGCAGCAGCAGUUGGUCAUUUCCGGUCAGUAAUCAAACGCCCGAACAAGUGCAGUCCUGUGGACUGUUGGUCAGAUUCAUAGAUUUACAACCAAGAACACCGCGUCCGGUCUUCUCGGCGAAUGCCAUGCAACGUACCAAGGCCUACUUUAGCCCCCUUCUUCUUCCAGCAGCAGCCUCUCCAGGCGACCUCCUGGGUGGAGUGAUGGUGUCUUCUUCCUCGCCAUCUUCGCCCGAUGCUGCGCUCUUACUCGGGCCAGAUUUCCACGGGCGAAAUGCUAAUCGCAUUGAUCAACGCAGAAUGGCUUCCGUCUUCCCUGAUCCAGACGCUCCAACAGAGACACAACACUGCCCCAUCUGCCUCAACCGUUACGACGAUCCACGUGUUUUGCCUUGCUUCCACACAUACUGCCGACGCUGCCUAGAUGCUCACGUAGCCGGCCGUCUUCGUUUUCCGUGUCCGUCCUGUCGGGAAGAAGUCUAUUUAGGCGAAGGUGGAACUAUCGAUACGUUGCCCACCAAUUCCUUCAUCGGAGACAUCCUCAAAGUGGUCAGCGAUGUUCCAGAAUAUGAUUCGCCUUCCGUCCUGGAUCGCGGCAGUGGCGGCAGCGGAAGCGGUUAUGAGACCGCAGUCGGGGCCGCCAAAGUGCCCAGCCGGGCCUACAUUUGCUCCAACUGCGACGAAGGAGCCGUGGCAUCCUCUCGUUGUCGAGACUGUAACGAAGUGCUGUGCGACAGCUGCGUUAGGGCUCAUCAGCGGGUCCGUCUGACCAAAGAUCAUUACAUCGUCCGUUUCACCGAAGACUUGUCGAAAACUGUCGGCUUGCCUGUAGGCCUCUCACUUUUCUCCAGCCCUUCUUUCUCGUACUGCGAUAUCCAUCCGGCUGAAGUCUUGCGUCUCUUUUGCGACAUGUGCUCCGUUGCCAUUUGCUCCGAAUGCACACUCAGAGACCAUCGAGGACAUUCAUUCAUUUAUCUCAAAGAUGCCGUGGAGAAUUCAAAGACCAUUAGCCUUAAAUUGCUGGCCGAUGCCAAAGCCGGAAUGCGAGCCGUCGAAGAAAGCAUGGAGAUGACUAGUAAAAUGGCAGAAAGAAUCGAACUUCGAGCUCAAGCUAUCGCCACAGAAAUACGAACGGCCACACGCCGUCACAUGGCAGCACUGGAAGAACGGGAACGCGAACUUUUGCAACGCGUCGAGAAGAUUCGUCAAGUUAAAGGCAAAUCGCUUCAUUUACAGUUGGAUGAAUUGCGAAUGGCCUUGCUACGUCUCGGAUCCACAGCCGAAUUACUCAAAACAGCCCUCGAAUCCGGCUCCGACGUCGAGAUUCUUCACACAAAAGACAAAGCAUUAAUCGAAUUUCAGCAUUUAAGACAAAUACGUAGCAGUUUGCAACCACAAGAAGACGAUAUCAUCCAAUUCAACCCGCCUGAUGGCGCUCUACUCCAGGCCAUUUGCUCCCUGGGUCUCAUAUCCAGUUCCGGAUUUGGUCCGACAUCUGUAGCCUUUGGCGAUGGAAUCAAACGCGCUCUGUGUAACCAUGUCGCUUGUAUGACGGUCCACGUCAAAGAUCAUCAAGGAGAUCCACGUCUUGUUGGAGGUGAUCCUAUCGUUGCCAUCGUCGAAGGGCCGAAUGGUGUCUCUUACCGGGCUGACGUGGAAGAUCGUCAGAACGGUACGUACGUCAUGACUUAUCGACCUCAAGUGGAAGGCCGGCACAUUAUCACCGUGUUGAUUCGAGGCCGGCACAUUAACGGAUCACCAUUCACCGUCAAAGUUCGUAGUGGACGAGAUUAUUCGACUGUUGGUCAGCCUUUAUUAGCGUUCGGUAAGGAGGGUGAGAGUGAAGGAGAAUUGUGUCGCCCGUGGGGCGUCGCUUGUGACAAGGAUGGCUACAUCAUCAUCGCAGAUCGCAGUAACAAUCGCGUUCAGAUUUUCAACUCGGCCGGAGUCUUCCAUCAUCGUUUCGGUUCGCCUGGAACUCGCCCCGGCCAAUUCGAUCGGCCGGCUGGUGUCGCUUCAGAUCAUCUGGGUCGCAUUAUUGUUGCUGAUAAGGAUAACCACCGCAUCCAAGUCUUCACGUUCGACGGCACGUUCCUCUUCAAGUUUGGUGAGAAGGGAACGAAAAACGGCCAGUUCAACUAUCCAUGGGAUCUGGCAGUCAACUCUGAAGGCCAGAUCUUGGUGUCCGACACCCGAAACCACCGCAUCCAGCUCUUCGCAGCAGACGGCACGUUCAUCAACAAGUACGGCUUCGAGGGAACGCUUUGGAAACACUUUGACUCUCCGCGAGGUGUGUGUUUCAAUCACGAGGGACAUAUAGUCGUGACCGACUUCAACAACCAUAGGUUGUUAGUCAUCAAUCCCGAUUUCCAGUCGGCUCGCUUCUUGGGUACGGAAGGCUCGGGCAACGGCCAAUUCUUGCGCCCCCAAGGCGUCGCUGUCGACUCCGAAGGACACAUUAUCGUGGCCGAUUCGCGUAACCAUCGCGUUCAAAUCUUCCAACCGAACGGCAACUUUUUGACGAAAUUCGGUACUCACGGAGCGGGACCAGGUCAGAUGGAUCGACCAAGCGGCGUCUGCAUUUCACCUGAAGGCUACAUCAUCAUCGUAGACUUUGGUAACAACCGAGUGCAGAUCUUCUAA
Daphnia carinata is the source of this 2853-nucleotide messenger RNA. RefSeq names its product E3 ubiquitin-protein ligase TRIM71-like. The record is from RefSeq and is a predicted model, not a curated record. Lineage: Eukaryota; Metazoa; Arthropoda; Branchiopoda; Diplostraca; Daphniidae. Gene Ontology annotation, molecular function: zinc ion binding; ubiquitin protein ligase activity; protein binding. The transcript is spliced from 5 exons. Gene Ontology annotation, biological process: proteasome-mediated ubiquitin-dependent protein catabolic process; protein polyubiquitination. The coding region runs from base 337 to 2853 and encodes 838 amino acids.